Messenger RNA from Talaromyces rugulosus, 615 nucleotides. RefSeq lists its product as uncharacterized. The record is from RefSeq and is a predicted model, not a curated record. Bases 1 to 615 code for a protein of 204 amino acids. The transcript is spliced from 4 exons. Lineage: Eukaryota; Fungi; Ascomycota; Eurotiomycetes; Eurotiales; Trichocomaceae.
AUGGCAGCCCCUCGUCGACUGGUCUCGAUAGCAUCCUUGGCUGUCCGGUUGACCCCAAGUCGCCUUUCACACACCCGCUCAGCGGCGAUUUGCGCCUGCCCGAAUCUGCGAGUGCCAGCUCUUAACCAUACGACUGCUUUAACGCUGCUUUCCUCGCGGGCCUUUUCCACCACGCCCGCAUCACACUCGGCGUCGCCCUUUCGGUUAAGCUCCAAAGACAAGAACGCGCCACGCGAAAACGAUAGCCAAGAAAUUCCAGAAGAAGGAUAUGGGGAGGAAGAGCAUAUAUAUUACAGUCCUCAUCAACCCAAACGCGAAUGGCCACCGGUCAUGUCCAAGCUGUCUCCCAAACAUCAACUUCGACUAGAGCGAAAAUACAGACGAAGAGCCGCUCUCAAGUAUGCGCGGCCGAGGUGGGUGAAGGCUACAAAGUUGGCUCAAUGGGGUAUUAUUAUAUUUGUCAUGGUAUACUCGGCGCUCUUCAUGGAAUGGGGCAAAGAAGAUGAAGAACAACCAUUCAAAGAUUUCCGGAAACAAUUCUUCGACACGUUCAACUCGAUUGUUUCGACGCCGCAACCACCGGGCAGGAAAAUCGAUAGCAAGGAGGACAAAUAG